AUGAAGAGUCCAAUUGCUCUCGUCGCCGUCAUGGCAGGACUGGCCAUGGCCCACCCACUCGCUGGCUCGACCGAUAUUAGGGGAUAUUCCGACACUGCCAAUACCAUUCAGGAGGUCCGGAAUAAGCUCAUGCGAUGCCUGGAGAGACGAGUGAGCUACUCUUUGUGCUGUAAAAUAUCCAAGGGAGUAGGCGCUAACAUGCCCGGGAUGUCAAAGAAACCACCUGGUACCAAACCAAACUGGUCGAUUGUCAUCGCGUCCCAGUACACGGUAAGCAUGCCGUUUCGAUAG
Metarhizium robertsii ARSEF 23 is the source of this 291-nucleotide messenger RNA. RefSeq lists its product as uncharacterized. NCBI's taxonomy places the organism in Eukaryota, Fungi, Ascomycota, Sordariomycetes, Hypocreales, Clavicipitaceae. The transcript has a single exon. The record is from RefSeq and is a predicted model, not a curated record. The coding region runs from base 1 to 291 and encodes 96 amino acids.